Messenger RNA from Sphenostylis stenocarpa, 1029 nucleotides. The record is from the annotation of a GenBank genome assembly. Lineage: Eukaryota; Viridiplantae; Streptophyta; Magnoliopsida; Fabales; Fabaceae.
AUGGGCGAAAUGCAAGGAGAAGAAAAAGGGGUGCAAAAAGAAUAUUGUUGUAGCCCAACUUUGUGCUUUCACGAUUGGACUCUGAGACUGGGCGCAUUUUUCUCUUGGAUUCUCCUCCUUCCAUCGCCAACUCAAUUCCUCUCAGAAUUCGCUUCAGAUGGUAAUAGCAGAAUCCCAACCAGAGUCCAAGCACUCAAAUCUGGUGGUGGUAAAUGGAAGAGAGGAAAAGAAGCAUUUAGUGACUCUGAUGAUGACGAUGAUAACGAUGCACCAACUGGGUCUGCUGCAAAUGACCCUUACCUUAUGAGUCCUGAAGAGAGACUGGAAUGGAGGAGGGCGAUAAGACAGGUGUUGGAUAAGAAACCUGAUGUAGACGAGGAGUUAGACCCGGAAGAAAAGAAGAAGAAAAUGCAGAAGCUUAUGGAUGAUUACCCUCUUGUUGUGGAUGAGGAUGAUCCUGACUGGCCUGAACAUGCUGAUGGCUGGGGAUUCAGCUUGAGUCAGUUUUUUGACAAAAUUACCAUUAAGAACGAGAAAAAGGAUGAUGAUGACGACGAUGAUGUUGACCGUCCCGAAAUGGUGUGGCAAGAUGAUAAUUACAUUCGUCCCAUCAAAGACAUAAAGACUGCAGAAUGGGAGGAGACAGUAUUCAAAGACAUAAGUCCCUUGAUUGUUCUUGUGCACAAUCGAUAUCGAAGGCCAAAGGAGAAUGAAAAAAUUCGGGAUGAACUGGAGAAGGCUGUGAACAUCAUAUGGAACUGCAGAUUGCCUUCACCGAGAUGUGUUGCAAUUGAUGCUGUUGUUGAGACUGAACUGGUUGAUGCACUUCAAGUAUCAGUAUUCCCAGAAAUAAUCUUCACUAAAGCUGGCAAGAUUUUAUUCCGUGAUAAAGUCAUUCGCAACGCAGAAGAGUGGUCAAAAGUCAUGGCUUAUUUCUACUAUGGUGCAGCAAAACCAUCCUGUUUGAAUAAUAUGACAUUUUCCCAAGAAAAUAUUCCUUCUAUUGUCACUAAUAAUCCAGUGUCCUGA